CUGGUUCUUGGCCUCCAGCUUCCGGAUCAACUUCACGAUGGGCCGCUCCAAGGACAUCGCGCUGCACAUCAACCCCCGCGUGAACGAGCGCCUCGUGGUGAGGAACAGCCGCCUGAACGGCCAGUGGGGCUCGGAGGAGCGGGAGCUGCCGCACAACCCCUUCCUGCCAGGCCAGUACUUCGACCUUUCCAUCCGCUGCGGGAACCAGCGCUUCAAGGUCUUCGCUAACGGGCAGCCGCUCUUCAACUACGCCCACCGCUGCCCCAGCUUCCAGCAGAUCGACACACUGGACAUCGACGGGGACGUGGUCCUGUCCUACGUCCAGUUCUGAGCCCAGCCAGCGCCGCUGCACAUGGGGCCACGUGCCCCCCCCACAGACCCAAUAAACGACUCUGCUUCGCACCAUGA
Pelodiscus sinensis (Chinese soft-shelled turtle) is the source of this 408-nucleotide messenger RNA. The record is from RefSeq and is a predicted model, not a curated record. NCBI's taxonomy places the organism in Eukaryota, Metazoa, Chordata, Testudines, Trionychidae.